Miniopterus natalensis is the source of this 3803-nucleotide messenger RNA. It is a transcript of the gene ARF6, whose product is annotated as ARF GTPase 6. NCBI's taxonomy places the organism in Eukaryota, Metazoa, Chordata, Mammalia, Chiroptera, Miniopteridae. The record is from RefSeq and is a predicted model, not a curated record. Gene Ontology annotation, molecular function: GTP binding; GTPase activity.
CGGCAGAGCUGGGAGGAGGAGGUGGCGGCCGGAGGGAGCCCGCGCUCUGGGCGGCGGCUAGAGGCAGCGCACCGAGUUCCCGCGAGGAUCAAUGACCUGACGAGCCGCCGGAGCCUCGUUGCCUCUUGGGUGGCCUGGGUCGGUAGGGAGCCCGGUGCUCGCGGACCGGCGGGAGGACCGGAGGGUCGUAGUCUCCCGCGGAGUUGGGAGGAGGAGGCGGAGGAGCGGGAACCGCAGCGGCGCUCGCGCGGCGCCUGCGGGGGGGAAGGGCAGUUNCAGUUCCGGGCCGGGCCGCGCCUCAGCAGGGCGGCGGCUCUCCGGUCGCAGACUCAGGGCCCCGGCAGCAGCGGCGACUGGAGGAAUCAAGUUGUGCGGUCGGUGAUGCCCGAGUGAGCGGCGGGCCCUGGCCUCUGCCCCGAGGAGGCAACUCCCACGCAGGCCGCACGGGCGCCCUCGCGGCUGGGAGGCUUCGUUUCGGUUUCGCGGCGGCGGCGGCGUUGUUGGCUGAGGGGACCCGGGACACCUGAAUGCCCCCGGCCCCGGCUCCUCCGACGCGAUGGGGAAGGUGCUAUCCAAGAUCUUCGGGAACAAGGAAAUGCGGAUCCUCAUGUUGGGCCUGGACGCGGCCGGCAAGACAACAAUCCUGUACAAGUUGAAGCUGGGCCAGUCGGUGACCACCAUCCCCACCGUGGGUUUCAACGUGGAGACGGUGACUUACAAAAACGUCAAGUUCAACGUGUGGGAUGUGGGCGGCCAGGACAAGAUCCGGCCGCUCUGGCGGCAUUACUACACCGGGACCCAGGGUCUGAUCUUCGUUGUGGACUGCGCCGACCGCGACCGCAUCGACGAGGCCCGCCAGGAGCUGCACCGCAUUAUCAAUGACCGGGAGAUGAGGGACGCCAUAAUCCUCAUCUUCGCCAACAAGCAGGACCUGCCUGAUGCCAUGAAACCCCACGAGAUCCAGGAGAAACUGGGCCUGACCCGGAUUCGGGACAGGAACUGGUAUGUGCAGCCCUCCUGUGCCACCACAGGGGACGGACUCUAUGAGGGGCUCACAUGGUUAACCUCUAACUACAAAUCCUAAUGAGCAUUCUCCACCCAUCCCCCCGGAAGGAGAGAAAUCAAAAACCCAUUCAUAGGAUUAUCGCCACCAUCACCUCUUUCAAAUUGCCACUUUCUCUUGAAUUUGAACUCUGGAGUUACUGUUCUACGGUUUGGGGGGGUUAGGGGGUUUCCUUUUUGUUUUCUUUCUUCUUUUGCUUUGCGUUAGGAUGCUCCGAUCUGACAUUUGACAUGAACACAAAGUGCUAGAUGCUCUUGUUAACUUCCAGGAAAUGGGAUGGGGAAAAUAUAGCAGUUCUUGGUAAAGUCCUUUAUAAUAAUGGUAUGAUUUUUUUAUUUUGAAAGAAUUUUUUUCCCAUUGUAUGCUUUUUUUUCUUUUUGCCCAGUUUCCUUAUCACUUGCUGUAGAUGGCUUAUUUUGCAUUCAUGCAGACUAUGUUGCAAGUCUGUUUCAUCUAGUAAACUGAAAAUUAUUGCUUAAUCAAACUGCCGUUUGUCUUUUAUAUUUAAGGCCUUUCCCCCCUCCCUUUUGAGUUCUAACUUAGUAAUUUCAAAUAUGACCUUUUAUAUCUAAGACCAGUAUAGAUAACUUAGCCUACAGUGGCAAAUAAUGAGUAAUAUCGUAAUAUGUUCCAGUUGCACAUCAGUGUGUUAAAAAGGUAAUAUAAGAAGUUCUUUGAAAUGCCAGCUAUUAAGUUCUGAAACAUACAUCAUGCAUGAGUAGGGAUUAAACUCAAGUUCCCCAUUACAUAGCUAAUUUACACUGCAUAAGAAUAUGAAAUUGUAACCUGUUGAACACAAAAUUUUUUUCACUGCAAAGUUAGCAUCUUUGCUGCGUUUUCCCUUUUUUAACUUUAAAAACUUUCCAGAAAAUGGAGCAAUAAUGGUAUAACUACACAGUUGAAAUAUUUGUAGAUAUUUUAAGGGACUUUUGGGCAAAACUGGAAUAUAUACUUUUACCAUGUUUCAAAUGUCUAAGACCAACAGUUUUUAAAUUACUAGGAUGUUUACUUUGUUCAUUAAUAAAGCAUUUAACAAUUCAAAUUGUAUGCACCUUUUACCUAGUUGGAAAAAUAGACAUUCCUGUUUUCACAUUACAGCAACUGAUUGAAGAUAAAAGUCUUUUUUAUAGAUGAGUGAUCCACAUCUCCAUUAAUAAGAUCACUGGAAAAGAUGUUUUAUAAAAAAAGUAUUUAAUUCUGUGUGAUUGUAGGAUUAACUCAUGCAAAUAGUAAGUCAGAUCCUGUUGGUUCUAAUACACUAUCUCCUUUAAGGAAGGAAAUGUGAUGAAUGAAUGACGUGUAGACUUGAGGAAUGACAAUUAAAGGGGAAGUAGGAUGAAGAGAAAGAACCUACAGAUGACGAUGAAUGUAAACUUAUUUUUCUUAAAGGGUAAGCAGUGUGCUCACUUGGUGAUAUCCAGAUCCUAACAAGAUUACUUGCUUGUCUGGUUAGGACCAGUAACUUAGACUAUUGAGACCAGCGUGAAAAUACUUUGAACCAAAUGUUAAUGCCUGGUAGAGAAUUGUGAAGCAGCAUCUGGUUCUUAUAUAGCCUUAAGGAUUAAUUUUAGAGAUCCUCAAGGAAUUAAACUUAGGGAAUUUCAGAAAUGUAGACUGCAAAAGCAGUAUACAGGAAAAGAUGUGGGUUUUAUGAGGGUGUCUGAAAACUAAAAUUGAGCGGGAUAUCAUGGUAUAUAGUUGGACAGUAUUGGUCCUUCGUGCUUUGGCCAUAUUGUGUAAUGGAGCUUUUACCAAAGAUGUAUGAGAAACAUAAAGCUACAAAAAAACUAACUAUUCAAAGUAAAACUCUUGACAAACAUUUUACUUAAAGCAGAUGAGCAAAGGUUCUAUGCUGUAGGCCCCUGAUGGUGCAGAGGGAUUUCUGAAUUAAAAAUGCAGCAAAAGUACAAAAUUUUCAGUUUCACUUUAGUAGAAGUAUCUCUAGAAAUGAAGCUGGCAGACACAUCUAAGAACAUUUUAGUUGCUUUUAAGAUUCCCAAGGCUCCACCAUAAAUUUAAUUCUUAGUGUUUUAAAUGAUUACAUUAAGGUACAUACAUGGGUAAUACAAAUAUCAAUGCUAUAAUAACAUCCUGAAACAAGACAAGCACAAAGGUAUAAAUGCCUAAACUGGAGGAAACUUGAAACCCUCAUGUUAAUUCUUAAAUGUAGUAUUUCUAACUUACGAGAGUUAGAUUGAUAGGCAGCCAUUUUUUUGUGUCUUAAAGUAACUGGGGGCAUAGUUAAAAUUUUAUAUAUCAAGUGAUUGCUGUUGAAUGUUGCAGGUGAGAUGUGGUUAUUUUUAGUUUAAUUGAAAUGUCAAAUAACAAGGGGGUGGAGGGGGGGAAGCAAAUAUUUGAAAUUUGAAAAAUCCUAAACCUUUUGGUAAGAAAUUGUAUUUUUCACUUUUUUUUAAGAAUAUAAAAGGCUGAUACUUGAUGUAGUUAAAUUGAACCAUAACUAUUGCUGAUCAUGGCGCAGGCUAGCCUGCAUUGACAGUUAUAAUCUAAGAAUUUUUAAAAUGAGAUCCUGAAGUUUUUGUUUAAUUGCAUCAAUUUCUGUAUUUAUGUGAAUUUAUAAACCAGUAAGUUUUGAAUGAGGUUAAUCUUGUCUGAUAUAAGUAAAUGAGUCUGUAGACUGAUUGCCCCAGACUAAAAAGUACAGUACCUGGAAUUGUGUUCUUAAUGGUUGUAGUGUUGGUAAAGCACUAAUAUGCAGAAAAUAAAGGAAUUACACAGUGCA